Messenger RNA from Prunus mume (Japanese apricot), 429 nucleotides. RefSeq names its product S-protein homolog 2-like. NCBI's taxonomy places the organism in Eukaryota, Viridiplantae, Streptophyta, Magnoliopsida, Rosales, Rosaceae. The record is from RefSeq and is a predicted model, not a curated record.
AUGGAGGGAAAAGCAAUGCGGCAGUGGUACUAUUUUCUUGUGCUCUUCUUGGCUUUGGCAUUUGGCCCAAAUAUCUGCUCUGGUCUUCCCGUCAUGACAAAGCGCUUUGUGCGCAUUGUUAACUUGCUCGACAACAAGCAACUUGUCUACCAUUGCCAUUCAAAAGAUGAUGAUCUUGGUCAACGUACUCUUGCUUCCCAGCAGAAAUUUCAUCUCGACUUCGAGACCAUUUUUACCUGUGAUUUUUGGCACUCAAAUAACCACCAUGCUCAUUUCGAUGUGUUUUAUCCCAGUAACAAGUUUGUUCACAGGUGUGGCGGGGCCCAUUGCAUAUGGAGAGCAGAAGAAAUUGGACUCUCCUUAUAUCACAUCAAGACUGGUCUCUGGGAAAAAUCUUAUGAUUGGGAAAUAUAUGGAAAAACAUUAUGA